AUGCUGCGCUACUUGCUCAAGGCGCUGCUCCAGAUGAACCUGUUCGCCGACUCUCUGGCCGGGGACGUCUCCAACUCCAGCGAGCUACUGUUUGGCCUCAACUCCUCCCUGGCGGCGCUCAACCAGAGCUUGCUGCCGCCGGGAGACGCUGGGGGCUUCAACGGGUCACGGGCCGGGCCGGAGGACGCGGUGCCCCGCAUUGUGGAGCAGCCCCCCGACCUGCUGGUGUCCCGUGGGGAGCCGGCCACGCUGCCCUGCCGCGCCGAGGGCAGGCCGCGCCCUCACAUUGAGUGGUACAAGGACGGCGUGCGGGUGCCCACGGCCCGCGAGGACCCGCGUGCCCACCGCCUGCUGCUGCCCAGCGGGGCGCUCUUCUUCCCCCGCAUCCUGCACGGGCGCCGGGCCAGGCCGGACGAGGGCAUCUACACCUGCGUGGCCAGAAACUACCUGGGCACCGCCGCCAGCCGGAACGCAUCACUGGAGGUGGCCGUUCUGCGGGACGAUUUCCGCCAGCCUCCGGGAGACGUGGUGGUGGCAGCGGGCGAGCCGGCCGUGCUGGAGUGCGUGCCCCCUCGAGGGCACCCGGAGCCCUCCGUGUCCUGGAAGAAGGACAGCGUGCGGCUCAGCGAGCAGGCCGGGCGCAUCGCGAUCCGCGGGGGGAAGCUCAUGAUGUCCCACACGUUGAAGAGUGACGCCGGGAUGUACGUUUGCGUGGCCUCCAACGUGGCCGGAGAGCGGGACAGCGGGGCCGCCAAACUCGUGGUCUUUGAGCGCCCCUCCUUCCUGCGCAGACCCACAAACCAGGUGGUGUUGGCCGACACCCCCGCUGACUUUCCAUGUGAGGUGCAGGGUGAUCCUCUGCCCCGUCUGCGCUGGCGCAAGGAAGAGGGGGAACUCCCCCCCGGAAGAUACGAGAUCGGGAGUGACCACAGCCUGCGGAUCGGGCGGGCCAGCGCCGAGGACGAGGGCACCUACACUUGCGUGGCCGAGAACAGCGUGGGCCGGGUCGAAGCUUCUGGAUCCCUCAGUGUCCACGUCCCCCCGCAGCUGGUGACGAGGCCCCAGAACCAGACGGUGCCCCCGGGCCGGACGGUGACCUUCCAGUGUGAGACCAAGGGGAACCCCCCACCUGCCGUCUUCUGGCAGAAGGAGGGUAGUCAGAUCCUGCUCUUCCCCAGCCAGCCCCCGGCGCCUCCGGGCCGCUUCUCAGUGUCCUCCAGUGGGCAGCUCAGCAUCGCGGCGGUGCAGAGUGGCGACGCCGGCUACUACGUGUGCCAAGGGGUCAGCGUGGCCGGAAGCAUCCUGGCCAGGGCCCUGCUGGAAGUAGAGGACGCCCCCUUGGAGAAGAUUCCGCCCAUCAUCCUCCGCGGGCCAAUUAAUCAGACCCUGGCUCCGGGAGCCACCGCCCUGCUGCCGUGCCUCGUGGCCGCAGACUCCCAGCCCACUGUCCAGUGGCUGAAGGAUGGGCAGCAGCUGGAGGACGGUGACCCUCGGCUCAGUGUGCUGGACAACGGGACCCUGCAGAUCCGCCUCCUGCAGGAAGCUGACUCGGGUCUCUACGGGUGUGUGGCCACGAGUCCCAUGGGGGAGGCCUCAUGGAGUGGCUUGCUGCAGGUGCAGGGUGAGUUGCCGGCCUUACCUCCCGGGGCAGACCCUCCGAGAUCCCCACCUGGGGCGCCCACCCAGCCUCGGGUGGCCGACAUCACCCAGACCAGUGCCACCCUGACCUGGCAGCCCAGCGCCGAUACCGGGGCCCCGGACGCCUCCACUUACGUGAUAGAGGCCUUCAGCCCCUCGGCAGGCAGCACGUGGCGGACAGUGGCCGAAGGCGUGCAGCAGGAGACGCACACGGUGGGAGGCCUGCAGCCCGACACUAUCUACCUCUUUCUGGUCCGAGCGGCCAGUGAGCAAGGCCUCAGCGAACCCAGCCCCGUCUCCGAGGCCAUCCGCACCCGAGAAGCAGAUGCUCUGGGCCCGGACGAGGACCGGCAGCGUCAGGGCCAGCGGGAGCUGAGCGAGAUAGCCUUGCGCCUGCAAAAAACUGAAAUCCUCGACCCCACCACCCUUCAGGUGUUCUGGACCGUGGAACGGCCGUCCCCGGCCUUGCAAGGUUUCCGGGUGCUGUGGAGGGUGGCUGGCUCAGGGGGCUGGGCGGCCCUGGAUGUGGGGUCUCCAAGCCAGCGCAGUGCCGUGCUCAGGGGGCUGCCUCCUGGAGGGAGAAUCCAGACCAAGGUGCAGCCCUACGGAAACGAGGGCCUCGGACCCGACAGCCCCGUCCUAGACAUCAGCAUCCCGGAGGAGGUCCCCAGCGCCCCUCCUCAAGCAGUGACCGUGACCUUGGGGGGCGAUGGCAACAGCAGCAUCACCGUGUCCUGGGCACCGCCACCCCCGGCCCAGCGCAAUGGGAUCAUCCAGGAAUACCGGGUCUGGUGCCUGGCCAACGACAGCCGCUUCCACGUCAACCAGUCUGCGGCGGGCUGGGCGCGCUCCGCCGUGCUCAGAGGCCUCCUCCCCGGACUCUCCUACCGGGCCCAGGUGGCCGCGGCCACCAGCGCCGGCGUGGGAGUAGCCAGCACCCCGGUGACCGUGCAGCUCCCGGAGGCUUCUCGGGAGGCGGGCGCGGGUCUGUCGGAGCGGCUGGUCAGCGUGCUGCGGGAGCCGGCCUUCAUCGCGGCCGGAGGGGCGGCCGGAGGGGCCCUGCUCCUCGGACUCAGUGCCGCUCUUUACCGGCGCCGGAGGCAACGCAAGGAGCUCAGCCACUACACGUCCUCCUUCGCCUACACCCCGGCAGUUUCCUUUCCUCAUGCGGAAGGCCUCUCCCGAGCCAAUGCCAGGCAGCCGGUGGGCCUGGGCGCGGCUCCCUACCCGUGGCUAGCCGACUCGUGGCCCCACCCGCCCCGCAGCCCCACGGUCCCGGAGCCCAGGGGGAGCCGCUGCCCCGGCAACCCUGACCCCGAUGACCGGUACUACAACGAAGCUGGCAUCUCCCUGUACCUGGCCCAGAUGGUCCGGGGGGGAACGGCGGUGGCCCCCUCGGGGGAUGGCCCCAUCUACAGCACCAUCGACCCGGUGGGCGAGGAGCUCCGCACCUUCCACGGGGGCUUCCCCCCGCAGCCCCCCGGGGACGCCGACCACUGGCCCGAUUCCUCCCAUAGUCAGGCCGCCCGGCCCGAGUGGAGCCAGGACAGCGGCCCAAGCGCGGGGAAAGGGAAAUUGGGGAUGCCCUCGCAGACCCCGUCUCUGAGUUGGUCCGAGCCGCUGCCCCCCCCGCCUCCUUCCUGCGAGCUGAGUCGCCUGGGGGAGGCCCAGAGCGGGGAGGAGGAGGAAGAAGAGGAGGAGGAAGAGCUGGAACGCAGCUCGGAGCCCGAGGAGUGGUGCCCCUCGCUGCCCCAGAGGAGCCAUCUGACCGAACCGGGCCCACCGCCCCCGGCCCGCCGAGACAGCCCUUCCCCGACCCCAUCCUUUGGGCAGCAGUCCACCGCCACCCUCACCCCCUCGCCCCCCGAACCUCCCAGACCCCACCAGGCGCCUAGGAAGAUGUCUCCCAGGACGAGCCCCCCUCUCAGCCUGUCCCAGCCCAGCCUGAGCAGCUUGGAAGGGGGGGGGCCGCCCCCUCCCCGCCACCUCAGCCCCAGCCCCGCUCCCAGUAGCACCAGCGGGGCCCCAGGCAGAGUUCGGCUGGUGCCCGGGGAGACGACGCCCCCACCCCAAGGACCCCGGGCCCGCUCCAGGAAGAAACCAAAAGCCCCUCCCUACCGGAGGGGAUGGAGCCCAGGGGACCUGCCACCCCCGCCCCUGCCCCCGCCAGAAGGAGAAGCCGAGUGGACCACGGGGCUGAGGGCUGCGGGCAGUGUCCCCUCCCUGGAGCGUGAUCGGGGUCGAGAAAGGAGAACGGCCCGGGCAGUGCCCUCCGGGGGGCAUCAGCAUCCCCACUCUGACGAAGGCCCCUGGCCACUGUACAGCAAGCCCAGUUUCCUGCCAUCGAGGACCCAGGUGGCGGGAGCCUGCUCCACGACGGACAGCAACUCCUCCCGCGGCUCGGGAAGCUCUCGGGGAACCGCCUGGACCCGCCGGCCGGAGCGCCGAGAGGCCCAGGCUGUGUUCGUCCCUCUCCAGGAGCUGAGAUGA
Tachyglossus aculeatus (Australian echidna) is the source of this 4128-nucleotide messenger RNA. RefSeq names its product roundabout guidance receptor 3 (gene ROBO3). Gene Ontology annotation, molecular function: protein binding. The record is from RefSeq and is a predicted model, not a curated record. Gene Ontology annotation, biological process: axon guidance; cell-cell adhesion. Gene Ontology annotation, cellular component: axon; plasma membrane. NCBI's taxonomy places the organism in Eukaryota, Metazoa, Chordata, Mammalia, Monotremata, Tachyglossidae.